AUGCCUCCCAUUUCCACAAUUUUAUUUAUUUUAUUAAUUAUCAUAACAAUUAUAAACAUUUCCACUUCCGAUGUUUGCGAUAAACUCAAGGAUGACAAAACUGCUUUUAAUUACUGUAAAAAGGUCCAUGGAAAUCGAGAGGAAGAAAAUAAACCGAAGAACCCAAAACUUAGAACGAAAAUGAGAAUAUCUUAUACACCAAGAUAUGAAUUGGCUUGUAUGUCUUUAGGCUGUAUUUGUCAGUAUUAUGGGGGCAAAUCAAGUAAUCGAGCAACUAAUGAUUGUACCCUUUCAAAUGGCCAAAAACUUAAAAAAGCAAAACGCAAAGAAUGGAGAAUGUUAACAGAUCAGGAAAAAAUGGAUACAUUUGCUGCAAUUGCAGAAAUGAAAAAGAAUGGGGAAUUUGACUAUCUGGCAAGAUUACACAAAGAUGCUUUUGAAGCUGGAAAGUGGCAUGGAUGUACAUCCUUUUUCGUUGUUCAUAGAGAAUUUCUUAAAAGAGCCGAAAUAAUUUUGCGUAAAAUAAACCCAAAUAUUAGUAUGCCUUACAUGGAUGUUACUUUGGAUGCUCGCUUGCCAAAUCCGGCAGAUUCUAUUCUUUUUACUAAAGAGUUCAUAGGUAGUACAGAUGGAAAUGGUAAUGUAAUUGAUGGACCUUGUGCAAAUUUUAAAACACUUCAAGGCGACCCUUAUAUUACAAGAAAUGUUGGUAAAGAAGGUGGAAGAUUAAUGAAUGAAGAUGAUGUUCAAUGGAUUCUUGGUCAGACAAAGCUUGAUAGUAUAAUGACAUAUACAGUUCCUGGUGAUAAAUGUCCUUGUGAAAUAACCAAUAAAUGGCCAGAAAUAUUUGAGAAAUGGCGUUAUAUGCACCAAACUAGAGAACAACGUUGUACUGAAUAUCCCAAAGAUAACCCUGAUUGUUGCCCUGUUGACCAAUACAGAAAUUCGUCAAUGUAUUUAAUGGAACCUUUAUUAAAUUGUGAUGGGCUAAAAAAUGAAUAUAAUGACAAUAUGUAUGAAUAUGAAGAUAGAAGUGUUUAUACUUGUAAUGCUACCACAGAAUGUUCAUCAACGUAGGAGAUAUAAAUUUGAGAAGAGCUUUCUUAUAUUCCAUUCAGACUCUCCUUUUCUUUUUGAGACACCGCCUAUGUUCCUUUCAGCUUCGAAUUACCUCAAAUGCUCUCUUCGGACACCCGUGUCUUCCCUUAAGAUUUCCUCUAAUAUUCCUUACAAAUUACCUCGAAUUUUCCCUACAGAUUAACUCCUUCGGUAUAUCGCU
Messenger RNA from Meloidogyne enterolobii, 1279 nucleotides. The record is from the annotation of a GenBank genome assembly. NCBI's taxonomy places the organism in Eukaryota, Metazoa, Nematoda, Chromadorea, Rhabditida, Meloidogynidae.